Messenger RNA from Fonsecaea monophora, 3348 nucleotides. RefSeq names its product chitin synthase 1. Gene Ontology annotation, cellular component: cell septum; cell periphery. The record is from RefSeq and is a predicted model, not a curated record. Gene Ontology annotation, molecular function: chitin synthase activity. Bases 1 to 3348 code for a protein of 1115 amino acids. The transcript has 3 exons. Lineage: Eukaryota; Fungi; Ascomycota; Eurotiomycetes; Chaetothyriales; Herpotrichiellaceae.
AUGGACGACCGUUCGUCCUUUACACAAAUCCCACCCGGCUAUCCCGAUGGGCCUCCCUCAUAUGUCAACGGCCCAGGAGAGGAGGAUGCUAUGAGUAUGCCCGUACUCAACAAUUCGCUAAGACUGCUCCCGCAGGGUCAAGAUGAGUACAGACCGCGCAAGCCAGUGCCUGACCCCAAGGUACUGCGCGUUGCAUGGGAAGACUCUCCCACAGAGUCCGCCGUCCCAGGCGCCAGGAUGCAGUCACCGGUGUCUUCACUGAUUGCGGAAGCCGAAGAGAGUCUUCGGCGCAGUCGUCAAUCGACCACCUUUAUUGGCCGGGCGCCGACCCUCAAGGCCACUGUGACCUUCAAGAAGAGCUCUCAAGCUGACAGGAGUCCUUCAUAUAGAACCUCUCCCUCCUUUCGAGGCUCCCCAGAACGAUAUCGACCUACAGCGUCGAGCGCAUACAGCUCAAGACCGGGCUCCAGCCUAGGACGGGCCCCCUCCAUACCCCCGCCGACGGCGAACCCUCGCUCACCCAUCAGACCUUCUACACCUUCUCGAGUGUCUACCGACUGGGGAAGACCAGCUGCGUCCACUGUUUCUUAUGAACCGGCAGACCUUAAUGGUAGCCCACGCCCAGGCACACCGUCCUCCCAGUAUGGCGGAAGUCCACGGAGGCCACUACCUCCUGCACCACUUUUCUCGGCCAAGGGCGCUGCAGCAGAAACAACGAUACCGAUCCCAGAUUCAGACUUGGAGAAUGACGUGUUUGUGAACGGUCACCCUCUUGUCCCUGACAACGAUCCCCGGGCGAGUCUGAAAUCCGCCCAUUCGUACAUGACUGACUCGACCUUCACGGAAGAGGACGAUAUACAGAGCGAGAAAUUGGACCACUACGGCCCUGCUCCAGAAGGAAGACAAGAUCGACGAGGACUGAGGUCUGCACAGAUGACAAAGAAGGAAGUGCGACUCAUCAAUGGAGAGCUGAUCCUCGAGUGCAAGAUCCCUACAAUCCUACACAGCUUUCUGCCUCGAAGAGAUGAACGAGAGUUCACACACAUGCGAUAUACAGCCGUCACCUGCGAUCCAGACGACUUUGUUGUGCAAGGUUACAAAUUACGCCAGAAUAUUGGAACUACACUUCGAGAAACAGAGCUCUUCAUCUGCGUUACCAUGUACAACGAAGGCGAGAUCGAGUUUACGAGGACAAUGCACGGCAUCAUGAGAAACAUCAGCCAUUUCUGCUCGAGGACAAAGUCCCGGACAUGGGGCAAAGAUGGUUGGCAGAAAAUUGUCGUCUGCAUCAUCGCAGACGGGAGACAGAAGGUCCAUCCUCGCACCCUCAACGCUCUGGCCGCCAUGGGAGUCUACCAGGAUGGUAUAGCCAAGAACGUGGUCAACCAGAAAGAAGUCACCGCCCAUGUAUAUGAAUACACAACUCAGGUGUCGCUGGAUGAGAGUCUGAAGUUCAAAGGAGCGGAGAAAGGCAUCGUUCCUUGCCAAAUGAUCUUCUGUCUGAAGGAGAAGAACAAGAAAAAGCUCAAUUCCCACCGUUGGUUUUUCAAUGCUUUCGGACGCGCCCUGACACCCAACGUUUGCAUCCUGCUUGAUGUGGGCACCAAACCGGACUCGAAAGCACUCUAUCAUCUCUGGAAAGCAUUCGAUCAAGAUUCCAAUGUCGCCGGAGCAGCAGGUGAGAUCAAGGCUGACAAGGGCAAGGGGUGGAUAGGCUUGCUGAACCCGCUGGUCGCCUCACAAAACUUUGAAUACAAGAUGAGUAACAUCCUCGAUAAGCCACUCGAGUCAGUGUUUGGCUAUAUCACCGUGUUACCUGGUGCUCUAUCAGCGUAUCGAUACUACGCCCUUCAAAAUGAUCCAAGUGGCCACGGUCCGCUCAGCCAAUACUUUAAGGGAGAAACGCUACAUGGUCGAGAUGCCGACGUCUUCACCGCCAAUAUGUAUCUCGCUGAGGACCGAAUCCUCUGCUGGGAGCUUGUUGCGAAACGUGGCGAACAGUGGGUGUUGAAGUUUGUGAAGAGUGCAUACGGAGAGACUGAUGUGCCCGACGCUGUUCCCGAGUUUAUCUCUCAACGACGACGCUGGCUCAAUGGCGCUUUCUUCGCGGCCGUAUACUCGUUGGUCCAUUUCAAACAGAUCUGGCACACCGACCACACCUUGACUCGGAAGAUCUUGCUCCAUGUCGAAUUCAUUUAUCAGUUCGUCUCGCUGCUAUUUACCUUCUUCUCCCUGGCCAACUUCUACCUCACCUUCUACUUUAUUGCUGGUUCACUGUCGGAUCCGAAGAUCGAUCCUUUUGGCCACAACAUUGGAAAAUACAUCUUCAUCAUCCUCCGCUAUACCACUGUUUUGUUGAUCUGUCUACAAUUCAUACUCAGCAUGGGUAAUCGACCGCAGGGCGCGAAGAAGUUGUUCACCGGUACCAUGAUCACAUACUCGAUAAUUAUGGCAUACACCACCUUUGCGUCUCUCUACAUUGUGGUCAAGCAGCUCACGACACACGCAUUGGAGAACACGGACCCGAAAAAUCCGUACAAGCUGGGGAACAACAUCUUCACCAACCUCAUUGUCAGCACAGUCAGCACUAUCGGCCUCUACUUCCUCAUGUCAUUUCUGUACCUGGAUCCAUGGCAUAUGUUCACCAGCUCGGCACAAUACUUUGCUCUGCUGCCGUCGUAUAUUUGUACUCUGCAAGUAUAUGCAUUCUGCAACACGCACGACGUCACUUGGGGUACCAAGGGCGACAAUGUCAUGCACACCGAUCUUGGAGCGGCCAAAGCGGUCGGAUCUGGUGGGAACACGGUCGAAGUGGAAAUGCCCUCUGAACAGCUUGAUAUCGAUUCCGGAUACGACGUCGCGCUUCGCAAUCUCCGCGAUAGAGUCGAAGUACCCAAACCUCCCGUCAGCGAGUCUCAAUUGCAGGAAGAUUACUACAAGUCCGUCCGUACGUACAUGGUCGCAGUCUGGAUCGUGUGCAACGCCAUUCUCGCCAUGGCUGUCUCCGAAGCGUACCCUGUGGGCAGCCACAUCAGCAACAACGUGUACCUCAAAAUCCUUUUGUGGUCUGUGGCUGCUCUGGCACUGUUCCGCGCCAUUGGCUCGUCUGCAUUCGGCGUCAUCAACAUCAUCUCGGCCAUUGCGGAAGGAAGACUGCAAGCCAAGUUUGAAAAGAUCUUUGGUGGCGGGGACGAGAAUGGCCGACACAGGAAGGGGUUGGGUAGUGGGAUCAGCGAGAGUGGAAAGACGGGACUGAGCGGCGGGAGCAAGGGCAGUGCCUCGGGCAUCAGUUUGAGCGACGUGACGAGCAAGAUUUCUGAGAAGUUCAGUUGGAUAGGGAGGAGGUAA